CACGAGGGGAGGGGGGGAAGCAGAACCCAAAAUCCAAGAUGGCGGACGAGCAGCAGGAAACAUCACAGGGAGAGAUGGAGAGUGUGAACUGCCUCGCCUACGACGAGGCUAUCAUGGCACAGCAGGACCGAAUUCAGCAAGAAAUAGCCACCAGUAACCCAUUAGUGUCAGAUAGACAGGAUCUGUCUGUGCUACAUGGAGAGUAUGCUGAAGAAGAUACCAUCUACCAACUCAAGAUUAAGGAUCUUCACAAAAAAUACUCGUAUAUCCGGAAGACACGACCCGAUGGGAACUGUUUCUACAGAGCUUUUGGCUUCUCACAUUUGGAGUCACUGCUUGAUGACAGCAAAGAGCUUCAGAAGUUUAAAGCAGUAGCAGCAAAGAGCAAACUGGACCUUGUUAACCAGGGCUUCACUGAGUUCACUAUCGAAGACUUUCACAACACAUUCAUGGACCUCAUUGAGCUGUGUGAAAAGCAACCAGCUCUCGCAGAGCUGCUGGGCAGUUUUAAUGACCAGAGUGUGUCAGAUUACGUGGUGGUGUACUUGAGGCUGCUCACGUCCGGUUACCUGCAGAGAGAGCACACCUUCUUCCAUCACUUCAUAGAGGGAGGACGCUCCGUCAAAGAAUUCUGCCAGCAGGAGGUGGAGCCAAUGUCCAAAGAAAGUGACCACAUCCACAUCAUUGCCUUAGCACAGGCAUUGAAUGUGCCCAUCCUGGUGGAGUAUAUGGACCGAGGGGAGGGAGGAACAGUUAACCAUCAUGUAUUCCCAGAGGGCAGUGAGCCACGCAUCUUCCUCCUCUACCGACCAGGCCACUAUGACAUCCUGUACAAAUAAAGUCCCCCUUUGGGCUCAUUAUACCAACACCUGAGAAAACGGCCAUGAUUAUUCAUGCAUCUGUGUGAUGGCUGUUACCAUCCUAUUACAGAACAUACAAUGAACCAUUCUGCUCAGUAAACUUUCCCUGUACCCCCCUUCCCCCCAAAGCACCUAUUGAAUUAAAACUACCAAAAAAAAAAAAAAAAAGGAAAAAAAAAUGGGCAAGGAAUUCAGCAUUAGGGUUGUACAGUUUUUUCUUUUGUGGUUGUAAAUGUUAUCAACUUGCUUUUAGUUAGUGUUUUUGCUUUGUUACACUGAGUUACUUGAGUUUUAUUAAAGGGAUUUUCACCUUG
Messenger RNA from Electrophorus electricus (electric eel), 1174 nucleotides. RefSeq names its product OTU deubiquitinase, ubiquitin aldehyde binding 1b (gene otub1b). The record is from RefSeq and is a predicted model, not a curated record. Gene Ontology annotation, biological process: protein K48-linked deubiquitination; negative regulation of double-strand break repair. Gene Ontology annotation, cellular component: nucleus. Gene Ontology annotation, molecular function: cysteine-type deubiquitinase activity; ubiquitin binding. Lineage: Eukaryota; Metazoa; Chordata; Actinopteri; Gymnotiformes; Gymnotidae.